UAAAAGAAUGUUGUAAAUUAACGAAUUACAACAGUAUACACUGAUAACCGUGAAUAUAGAUUACAUACAGUGUGUCUAACGUCAUUGAUAGUACAUGUGGUUGGCUAAGGGCGUUUCGUACUCAACUUCUUCGUAACUGUCAAAAUAAUUUCAUGGCAUUAGUCAAUUUAAAACAAUAUAAUAUUAAUAUAUUUUUUAUGUUACACUUUAUUAUUCUGCCCACAUAAUUCUCGUAUUUUACUUGUUUUUGUACACGUGUAAUAGUUUUGUUCAAGCUCACGAGGUGGGAUUCCUUGCGCCAAAAUAAUGGUGGACCAAAGUGUUUUUUUAAAUGACAUGUACAUAUUAAAUGUAAAUCUUGUUAGAUCUAUUUAUAUGUUACAUAAAUGUGCUAGUCUAGAAAAAUAUUUUAUUAAUAAAUAAUUGAAAUCUUUUGGAUUUCAGUCAUUCCUCUCAAAAAAUUUGAGGGGUGAACUGUUUUACCAAUUUAAGGGGGUGAGUUGUCUUCAGUUUUUGAGGGGUGAGUUGUCUAGUUACUUUUUUACCCCUUGUGGUAUACUAUGUCCAAUACUUUAACAUAUUAACUUUUUUCUUUCAGAUGUCUAAUAUAGAUGGACGCUGGACUUGUUACCUUUGCCACCAUUGCCCUUCUUCAGCUAAUUAUCAAAGCUUAUCAAAACAAGAAGACAGUUGUAUCUGCGCUGUUGCCAUUGUCAUUUAGCCUUUCAUCCUCAGUGUGAAGUGUUUGAGCUAGAGCUUAUUCUUACUGGCGAAGUAAAAGAAAUUUUGUGCACACCUUGCGCAAGCAAAAAUGGCUGAUGAUAAUAGAGUCUAUGUACAGUUGGAAUCAAGUGGAGGUGGCCAGACUUUACUUUUGGUUGAUAGUGAUAUGGCUAAACAAUUACAGAAUGAUGCAACUUUCCGAAGAAAAUUUUCAAAGGUGCCUCCAAGGAUCAGAAGAAAAUAAAGCUGAAGACAAUUCAUGUAAAUCUGAAGAAAUAAUGAAAGAUGAUAACAAAGGAGAGGUAAGAUGGCAACCUCAAGCUACCCAGCUACUUGUUUCAAUGCGUAUUGAAAAUGAUGUAAAAUUCCACAUGCAGAAGACUCACUCAACUUUGUGGGAUGAAAUUUCAGCAGUUUUGAAAGAAAAGGGCUACAUUUUCACUGGGAAACAAUGUAGCAACAAAUGGAAGUCUCUAAAGAGAGACUAUCGGGCUGUUGUCGACCACAACUCCAAAACUGGCUCAGACAAGAAAACUUGUAAGUUUUUUGAUGACUUUAAUCAACUCUAUGGAAAUAAGCCAAGUACCAGACCAAGUUUUACUAUCAAUAGUGGUUCCACUACAAGUGCAUUAUCUAAUCUUCAAUGUACAGAUGCUGGGUCAAGGUCAAAUGCAGAAGUUUUCGCCAGUGAAAUAGAAGAUACAACUGACAGUGAGGAACCACCAGAAAAGAAACCAAAAACACCAGGCAGAAAAAUAAAGAAAAAAGAAACUGGUGUUGUUAGAAUGGUUAGCUUUCUUACAUCUUACCAGGAUGCCCAAAAGCAGAUGCAAGAGGAGCAUGAAAUGUUUGUAAAAGAACAGAAUGCUGAAAAGCUUAAAAGAUUUGAUCAGUUGUUGGACAUUUUAGCCAAAAAGUAA
Molecule: messenger RNA, 1643 nt
Organism: Ruditapes philippinarum (Manila clam)
Lineage: Eukaryota; Metazoa; Mollusca; Bivalvia; Venerida; Veneridae
Exons: 5
Coding region: 819-1643 (274 amino acids)
Source: RefSeq, a predicted model, not a curated record